Messenger RNA from Ciona intestinalis (vase tunicate), 674 nucleotides. The record is from RefSeq and is a predicted model, not a curated record. NCBI's taxonomy places the organism in Eukaryota, Metazoa, Chordata, Ascidiacea, Phlebobranchia, Cionidae.
GCAGGAUACUGAGGAUAUAUUGGUAUCAACAUAUUUUUUUAUCUCUUCAUAUACAAUAGCGAAGAUCAGAAUAAAUAAAACAACGAAAAGGGAAUUAACUGCAAAGUGAAAAACUUAUAAAGUUUUAUCAAAUCAUGAACACAAAUUUGGAAGAGAAGUUCUUCGAUGAUAUUCUCCCUGAAGAUUUCGUUCAAUUGUGUUCUAAUAUCGACUAUGACGUGUUCGAUUUAAGCGAUUGUGACGUAGAAUAUGAUGACGUAUUGUUACGUUGUGAGGAAUCUAUUGUUGAUGGAAGGUCUUGCACAAAUUGUGACGUCAAAGAUAGAACCAAACUCGAAACACGCGACGAAACUGAAAAAAUUAUAGAACCAAGUAACCGAAAACGCGCGCGACGUGACAUCGGGAAAAUGAGCACAAAACGGCGAAGAUUGGAAGCCUCGGAACCCGGCAGGAAUGCAGCAAAUUUCCGGGAGCGAUCAAGGAUGCGAGUUCUAAGCAGAGCGUUUGAAACACUCAAGCAAAGUCUACCAUGGGUGCCUAGCGACACGAGGCUGUCAAAACUUGACACUUUAAAGUUGGCUUGCUUUUAUAUAAACCACCUCAGUAUCACUGUGCAACGAAACUGUCAUAGUCUAUCAGAAAGUUCUGGUUGUAGAGCAAGCUACAUCUAUUAG